This is a messenger RNA of Haplochromis burtoni (Burton's mouthbrooder), 3939 nucleotides long. Its product is annotated as AP-1 complex subunit sigma-2. The record is from RefSeq and is a predicted model, not a curated record. The coding region runs from base 85 to 630 and encodes 181 amino acids. NCBI's taxonomy places the organism in Eukaryota, Metazoa, Chordata, Actinopteri, Cichliformes, Cichlidae. Gene Ontology annotation, biological process: vesicle-mediated transport; intracellular protein transport. Gene Ontology annotation, cellular component: intracellular membrane-bounded organelle; membrane coat; AP-1 adaptor complex. Gene Ontology annotation, molecular function: clathrin-cargo adaptor activity. The transcript is spliced from 7 exons.
GUUGUUAUAGACUGGCCGUGUUUCGGGGUGGUGUUGGGUGGCUCAUUUCUUCCGAGGGGGGGAUACACAGUGUUAUUAUUCAAGAUGCAGUUCAUGCUUCUUUUCAGUCGGCAAGGCAAGCUUAGGCUCCAAAAAUGGUACGUGCCUUUGUCUGAUAAAGAGAAAAAGAAGAUCACCAGAGAGUUGGUGCAGACAGUCCUGGCACGGAAGCCUAAAAUGUGCAGCUUUCUGGAGUGGAGAGACCUUAAAAUUGUGUACAAGAGAUAUGCCAGCCUGUAUUUCUGCUGUGCCAUUGAGGACCAGGACAACGAGCUCAUCACGCUGGAGAUCAUCCACAGAUAUGUGGAGCUGUUGGAUAAAUACUUUGGCAGUGUUUGUGAACUGGACAUUAUUUUUAACUUUGAGAAGGCCUACUUCAUCCUGGAUGAAUUCCUGCUGGGCGGAGAAGCUCAAGAGACGUCUAAAAAGAAUGUGCUGAAGGCCAUCGAGCAGGCUGACCUGCUACAAGAGGUAUGGUGGUUCCAAAUAUGGCCUCUGAGUCUUCUGGUCUUUUCCAGAAUUAGCCCUGCUAAGGAUGCCAAAGAAGCAGAGACCCCGCGCAGCGUGCUGGAGGAAAUCGGACUGACAUAAACACCAUCUUCAUCGCCAUCCGCACUACCCCAUCAGCCAGCUACUCUGCUGUAUGUAGCUGAUAACAGUUCACCUUUCAACACACACACACACCAAUAUAAUUUCCCUGUGCAUCUGUGUAACACGACUCUGCCUUGUUUUCUACUGUUUUUAAAGACAAAUGAUGUAGCACUCUGUGUGUAUCUCCUGCUGAGUUAUUGAUUUGUUUCAGUGUGAUGACAUUAACUGUUUACCGAGACACAAAUCCAGCUUAAUUAAGCUUCAUGCUGCUUUCAAAUCCACACCAGGACGCUGUGCUGAGUGAAUUCCUGCUUGAUUUUUUAUUUAUUUUUGGACGCUGAUGCGAUCUCUUUAUUCAGUGUGAGGUGUUAGCAGUGUUCUGAAUUUAAAAUAUGUUAGUUAAACCCAAAGAAGUGGCUGUAAUACAAAGGCCAGUAUUACAUUAACAAAGCCAAAAAGUUUUGUUUUCUCUCAUAUCUGCAUUGUGAUAAUCCUGAACUCAGUAUAUCCUACAGCCAGUAUAUUUAUACUUUAAUGAAUGAGACUUAUUUGAAUGGGCCAACCCACUUUGAUCUCAUGCGGGCCACACUAGUAUGUCCACGGCUCCUUUGUGCUCAAAUUAAACUAAAACCUUCACCACCAGGGGCAGCAGUUUCAGAUGUGUGCCGCUGAUUCGUUAACCUUAAAUAUUUCUUUGGCCUGUACUGGACCCCUGGCCGCAUGUUUGACACCCCUGCUUUUUUGCAUCUUAAACUGAAAUUACUGUGAAAUAAUUUGAAAACAGAAAAUAUGUGAAAUUAAGAGUUUUCUCUCAGUUUACCAGCAACCCUCGCUCCUAUAUUUGGUUUCUAAAUGAUGUUCCAAUUAAUGCUGAAUGCCUUAAUCGCUCACUGAUGUUACUAUUGCAUAACAGAUAUAUUUGCAUGCCACUGGAACUGAAUUAAUUUUAUUAUUUUUUUAUUAAUGUUUACAGUUUUUUCUUGAUGUUUACUACUGUGAUGAUUAUUUUGUUUUAUUUUUAUAAAAACAUGUCACUGAAUCUGUAGGUAACAUUUUAUAAUAACCAUCAUAUGCACACCGUAAUUGGUACCUGAUUGAACAUUGAUAGUGAUUUAAUGUUAACAAACAGUGAAAUGAUAAUUAAGGAUGUGGUUAAUGGUUGGAUGUUAUAAAUUUUAAACCACACAGUCAGAGCCCACAGCUUAAUUAACUAUCAAUGUAGCGUUUAGUAGCAAUGGCUAAUAUAAAGUGUUACCAAACAUUCAACAACAGCCACAGUACAGAUGAGGUGACAUCGAGUUCCCAGAAGGUUUACGAGCCAGGAUAUGAACUCAUUCAGCUCUUUGUUUCUUUACUGGCUAGUCACAGAUUUUAUCGUGAUGUGAUUUACAAUUAAUAGAAGCUAUUACAGAUGGUUUAUAAAGUGAAGCACCUUCAGCAUGAGAGCAGAUUGUGUGUUAUAUUACCAGACAUGUGUUUACAUUAUUAUUGUCUGAAAUGGACAAAAGAGGAAGGUUGUGUUUGUUAGUGUAGGUAUUUCCUGUUCUUUAGUUCUCUGUUGUUGUCCACAAAUAUCUUUAAACCAUGAGAUUUACUUUCUUAAUCAGUUAAUCACAAACUUUAUGUUAUUGUGGCAACAGGGUGCACAGAGGAUUAAUGGGAGGUUGUGUGGAACAGCUGAAGGGACCAAAAUAAAAUUGAGAUAAAGAGGCUCAGAUUUUGGGUUUGUUAGGGAGAUCUGUCCCAUUCACAUUAAAAGUAUUCUUCUUAUUUCCAGAUAGAACAUGAUGAUUAACACAGCUUUAAGUUCACACUCAGGAUAACUGGCUUUGGUGUUAUUUGAUGGAUGUAAUCAGGACAUUAGCUUAAAAUCACUGACUUUGUCUCCAACCUGUGAUAAAUAGUAGUUACUACAGUGCAUGGUCUCAUGUUCCCAAUCCCAUAAAUAUUGUUUUUUCAUAAUGUCACUGAAUAUAAACAUACUGUAUAAUUAUUAUUAUAAUUCUGACUGCCUGAUUACAUCUCUGCAGUUUUCAUGAACUCAUUCAGAAACAUUUAUAGCUGAAGUCGUCACUGCGUCCAGCAGAGGUUGAAACAGAGUAGUUUUUUGGCUUCAUGGUGGUGUUUACCUGUUUCGUGUUCUGAAGGUCUUUCUUUGAGUGCAGGUAAGCAUGUACUGUAGAUUACUGAUGUUGUAUUGCAUAUACUUCUUUUAAAAGAUGUAAUAUUUGUCAGCACCAGUCCAGUGCUCGUGAAGAGCAUUGUACUUAGAAAACUUGAACGUUAGAGCUCGUAAAGACACCUCCAUCACUCCUGUGUUAGAUUUGUGUGAAGUGCAUCCAACAGGGGGUCUAGCGACAUUGUGCUCCACCCAUCUACACCCUGAGCUGAGGUCUCAUCAGGACUACUCUGCUAAAACCGUUUCACUGUCUUUUGAGUAUAAACGACUCUUCGGCCUGUGACAGCCACACACUGGACAGCAUGUAAACUACCUAUUUACUGUGACACUGCUUAAGUGACCAUGCAUUAAAUAGCAAUAGUGUCGUAAAUGUACUGAAAAUAAUUUACAGCCGCUUGGAUGAAAAAGCAAAUGUUUCACACAUUUAAAGUGGACCUGUUCUGCUGAUUUCCCUUCUCUUUGACUCUGUUAGUGUCGCUUUGAAUGAUUCGCAGUUAAAAAAUAAUCUGGGCCUAAAUGCAGCCACUCAGUUCAUCUCCUGAAGCUAGUCAAGCUGCUCCUGAUUGGCUGCCCCUUGUAAACUUGUUUUACAGCAGGUGGGCGUGUCUAUUAGGGAUAUCCAAAAAAUAAGAAAAACUGCCUGAAACUAAAUUUUUGGCUCAAAGAAAUGACUUUUACAUACAUCCACCAUCUUUACAGUAUAAGACGGAUAAUAAGGAAAAACAUAAUAGGUCCACUUUUUGACACACUGGGCACAGGACUGUACAAAUAUCAUAAAGUGGUGUCUAUUUUCUGCUCUGUGCAGGUUUGUUUUAAUCCAAACGUCACAGCUCGUUUACACUUUGAACUACUCUUAAGCCUCUGGCUGUUUUCUAUAACGUCACAUGAGCAUUUUUCAUGUACAACUGAUAGUGUGUGGUUUACAGUAUAUCGGCAGUGUGACUUAUGGAGAACAGAUGCUAUUUCAUACUGUGUAUAAAGUGAAUUAUACAGCAGCUUCAGCGUGAGUGCCGAGCAGCCUGUGCGUGAUGUGUUUACAGCUAUCAUUGUCUGAAAUGGACAAAAAAAAAGAAAGAGGACGUUAAUGUUUUGUUGUCAGGUUCAGCAAUAAAGAGAGAGUAUCACAAACA